AUGGGGGCCCUCCCGUGGCUGCUCCUGCUCUUGCUGCUGCGUGCAGCCGAAGGGUAUUCUGGAGAUGAUGUGGAUGCAGAGGAAGUAGUUGGGGUCCUUCAGGAGUCCAUCAGCCUCCCCGUGGAGAUACCGGCCGAUGAGGAGGUCGAGAACAUCAUCUGGUCCUCCUCGGCGAGCCUUGCCGUGGUGAUUCCGGGCAGAGAGGGACAGCCGACCAAAAUCGUGCUGACCAACCCUCGAUACCAGCGCCGGGUGAGCCUGGUGGGCCCCGACUACUCCCUGUGCAUCAGCAAUCUGAGCUGGGAGGACUCGGGGCUCUACUACGCUCAGGUCAACCUGAGGACAUCGCAGGCAUCCUCCAUGCAGCGGUACAGCCUGCGCGUCUACCGACGGCUGUCGGAGCCUCAUGUCUCCGUGAACUUUGAGAUGGCUGCGGAAGAGAGCUGCAAUCUCUCUCUGGCGUGCUCCGUGGAGGAGGCAGGCCAGGACGUGACCUACAGCUGGAUAUCCCGGGACAAUUGCAGGGACACCGUGCACGAGGGCUCUGCCCUCAGCACCUCCUGGAGGCCUGGGGACAGUGUCCCCUCCUACACCUGUAGGGCCACCAACCCCGUCAGCACCAUCUACUCUCAACCCAUCCCCGCCAGGUCCUUCUGCACAGAUCCCCACUUCCCUGAGGAGACGUCGACUUACUCCUGCCUCUUGGCCAAGGGGCUGCUGCUCCUCUUGCUCUUCGCGAUUCUGGGCGCGGGGCUCUGGUGCGUCCGAGCCCAGAGAGGAUGCCAAACGCCCAGGACCAGGAAACUCGAGAGAAACAGACUCAGACUGAGAAGGAAGGAGCAGCCCAGCCCCAGCCUGGCCUGAGCGCCCCUGGGGCCCCUGGCCUGAGCAUCGCUUCUCCCCACCUGCCCCCCCAGGCCUCCCCCCUGACUCGGGGGCUUCUCCUCCCAGGGGGCCGAGGGGCGGGUGUCCAAAGGCCAUACCCCCCACCCGGGGUGGGGGCGGGAGAGGCUUCUUUGGCAAUAAAGUCAAAUUAGGUGAGCACCGCU
This is a messenger RNA of Canis lupus familiaris (dog), 1049 nucleotides long. It is a transcript of the gene SLAMF9, whose product is annotated as SLAM family member 9. The record is from RefSeq and is marked validated. Gene Ontology annotation, cellular component: external side of plasma membrane. Gene Ontology annotation, biological process: T cell activation. NCBI's taxonomy places the organism in Eukaryota, Metazoa, Chordata, Mammalia, Carnivora, Canidae.